GACACGAUGGCAGAGAGCUAUGACGAGUUCCUGAACCAGCUCACCCGCGCGGCACUGGAUGACGUAGAAAAAGUUUGGUCUAUUUACAUCUGGCUUGGUAGUAUGACGUCAGAACUGGUCACCAAUCAAGGAUCCACCAGCACGCCAAUGGGCUACCUCAGAUUGGUCAACGGCGGCAAAGGCGACAUGACAUCAUUCUUCACCCUUCUUUGUCGGCACUGCGGUAUACCAUGUGUGAUGCUACAUGGAGUGACCAGGAUGGAAUCAGCCGGUCAGAUAGACGCGACCAAUGUCGAUGAUGUGAAAGACAAAUGGGCAGCGGUGUUUCUACAGGGCUACUGGAGGUUUAUUCACGUCACAAGGGCACGGGAUCCCAGUGUCAAGGUGAAGAACCACUUCUUCCUAACGGAACCAGACGAGUUUAUCUUUACGUGUUUACCGGAUAUUCCCGAAUGGCAGUUGCUCCCGAAACCGUUAACCGCCGCCGAAUUUCUAAACCAACCAUUUUGUUCGCCGGAAAUGCUCAGUAAUGGUAUCAGGAUUGUGAACCCUAAAACGGGCCGAAUCCGCAGUAAAUCUGGCAAAAUAUUCAUAGAGAUAUCAUCCCCACGAACAAUAGGGCAAAACCUUGCAGUGAGCUUCGUUUUAAAGGGACUGAAGGUGACAGAGGUUGAGUCGUGUGUGGAUGGGUUCGCGGGGGUCAAAAGUAAUAGCGGCCGAGACAUUUAUAACCGUGACGAAGAGUUAGAAGAAGAAGUCGGUCCAUCGUUUACGACAGAGUUCCCUCCCCUAUUGGACCGUUACGUGUAUCAAACCACCAAAAACAACCAUGUAUUUUUUGACAUCGUCCUUCCAGUUCCCGGUAUCUACCAGUUUGAUGUUCGCGGGGACCUCCUAGACAAUGUGGACGAUUUUGCGGACAUGCCUGUGAUGUGUCAGUUCAAGCUGAUAUCUGGGAAUGCUCCAUUUCCCGGACAACUCGACCCACUUCCCAUCGCGCCCUCCUUGGGUUGGGGACCUACGCCUUACCUUUCAAAGCUGGGAAUGAAAACUAUUAGUCACAAAGGAGGUCAUAUCUAUAUGACACCGGAAGAUGUCUCCACUAUAAAGUUCCAAACUUUAGACGAUUAUUCAUUCAAAGUAGAACUCCAUCACGACCUUGUCACUAGGGAUCACCUUGAGGAUCACGUGAACCACGACGUUGUGGACGGCGUGCUGUCUGUAAAUGUGUCUGCUCCCGAGGAAGGACAAUAUGCCUUACUUGUAUAUGCUAAGAAAGAGGACGGCUCAUAUGAGGAUUACGAGAAUGUGUGUAACUAUCUAGUGCUCUGUAGCAGACAGGCGUCCACUGAGACCGAGAGAUACCCUAAGCGCGUGAUGAGGGAGCGACUGGAACAGUACACAGAAUCAGGAACACAUGCCGAACUGGGGGCCGCCCUAGAGGAUUUCCUGCUUCACAAUGUCGAGGACAGGGGCGAAGUGGACCGGGCCAACCAGAAACUUCACUACUUCAAACUCAGGAAAGCAUUAUUAGACACGCUAAAGCGACGUAACCUGUUCGUCCUGAAGGAGAGUAUCCUACAAGCGAGAAACUCCAAAUUUGAGGCGGAACUACAACCAGAAAUACAGCGGGCAGAGGACUAUCUCUGCCGACUUCAGAGGCUGGCCGGGUACCUUCAUCCUAUAGACAAACUGGUGCCUAAGGUCAUUUUUGAGAUACGCCGAUACAGGAACCCCAAACCUGUCAUACAGGACGUACUCACAGCCGUCUACCUGAUGUUCGAGGAGCCGAUAGAGUACCUAGAGCAAUGGGGGUAUAUCCAAGUCCUAUUGGCCCAGAGCGGUAAAGACAGUCUACAGAAGAAAAUUGCAAAUUUUGACCCAGACGACGUCAGUCUGGAGAGUGUGAAGGACGCAGAAGACGUCCUAAAACCAUACGAUCUCCGUGCAGUAAGGGAGGCUAGCCCAGGGGCUGCGGCCCUGUACGUCUGGGUACAAAACAUCUGUAAGGAAAAGAGAAACCCUACUCCACGAGACUCAGUUACAAAGGACAGUAAUAACACCAGGAAGAGUCUCGAUACCUUCCGAAAAGCCAUCAUUCCGAUGGAGAAUUCUCAUUUGAAGCGUAUGAGACGAGAACAUCUACCCAAUGUGGUAGGAAGGCGGGCGUAAUGACGUUAUGAGAGAUUUGGACAGCGCUGAUCACACACCUGAUAUGAUUAUAACAACGUGUACAUGACCAGUGUCCAGUUUGAAAUUGACAUCGUAUAUAUUCUUUCGCGAUUCAGACAUAUUUACAAAGAUGAAAGACCCGAAAAAAAUAUUGCAUCAUUUUCUCUCAUCGUUACUUAAAUUUUUUCGUACAUAAUUUUGUAAAUUAAUCCAUUUAUAAUUAUCUUCAUCUAUACCAGCGAUGCAUUAACGGCUGUGAACCGGAAUUCCUCAAAACUGAUUAUUUUACAUAACAUCUACUAGAAAUAUUAAUAACAAGUUUUGUAUAAAACAAGUUUCAUUGUGAUGUGUAUCAUGAGCCAUACCGAUAUCACUAUAGGUAAUAGUGCUGCUUAAUAAGUCAAUGGAUAGAAAUAUAUACAGUAUAUAGUUGUUGUCUUCUUUACAAGACCAUGCCAUCUAUUUCUUUCUGCUUCACACGUUUACAUACGCCACAUACAUUUCAAUGCCAACUAGCGCUUUCUAUGAGAAGGUUACGUCUUCUACUUGGAUAGAUGUAAUGUUACUAUGAAGUCAAUAGAAAAAGGCGCCUGUGCUUUAAUGCGCUUCGUUUAUAUUCAAAGGCAUUCGUUAAAUAAUCUUAUAGAAAUAUAAGGGACAUGAAAUCUUCUUGUAUAAGACAAAAGGAACCUGAUAUUACGUUGUGAUAGACUAUUCUACCUGUAAAUUAAAUAGCUUAUGUAUAUAGAAC
Molecule: messenger RNA, 2923 nt
Organism: Mizuhopecten yessoensis (Yesso scallop)
Lineage: Eukaryota; Metazoa; Mollusca; Bivalvia; Pectinida; Pectinidae
Product: hillarin-like
Exons: 7
Coding region: 7-2172 (721 amino acids)
Source: RefSeq, a predicted model, not a curated record